This is a messenger RNA of Talaromyces rugulosus, 903 nucleotides long. RefSeq lists its product as uncharacterized. Gene Ontology annotation, molecular function: hydrolase activity. The transcript has a single exon. The record is from RefSeq and is a predicted model, not a curated record. The coding region runs from base 1 to 903 and encodes 300 amino acids. Lineage: Eukaryota; Fungi; Ascomycota; Eurotiomycetes; Eurotiales; Trichocomaceae.
AUGUUCGACAAUUUCACCACCUUCAACAUCCCCGUCGAGCCCGACAUCACCAUCCACGGCGUCCACGGCGGCUCUGGCCCGGUGGUGCUUCUGCUGCAUGGAUUCCCCCAGACGCACCACAUCUGGCACCGCAUCGCCGACGAUCUCGCGCAAAGGUACUUUGUCGUAGCCAUGGACCUGCGAGGAUACGGCCGGUCGUCCAAGCCUGACGGUGGUGACGGGCAUGUGCGAUAUGGGAAAAAGGCCAUGGCGCGAGACGCGGUACGGGUUAUGGACGAGCUAUGUCCUAGAACUAAUAACAACGACAAUAAAUCAUUUUAUAUAUGCGCACACGACAGAGGCGCACGAGUAGCACACCGGCUGUGUGUUGACUAUCCAGCACGAGUCAAAAAAGCGAUAUUUCUGGACAUAUGCCCGACGCUGGCAAUGUACACACAAACCGACUUUGUCUUCGCAAAGGCGUAUUUUCAUUGGUUCUUUCUCGUGCAGGAUGCACCUUUUCCAGAGGACACGAUUACUGCCAACCCGCAGGCCUGGGUUCAAGGGUUUAUGGGCGGGCGACAUGCCGGGUUGGAACCCUUUACAGCCGCGUGUCUGGCAGAAUACGAAAAUAAUUUGAAGGAUUUUCAGACGGUGCAUGCCAUGUGUGAGGAUUAUCGGGCCUCGAGUACGGUUGAUAUGGAAGAGGCAGCUCGGGAUAUUGAGCAAGGCAGGCAUAUACAGUGUCCGUUGCAAGUGUUUUGGGGCGCACAUGGUGUUAUUGAAAAGUGUUUUGACGCUGUGGCUGAAUGGAAAAAGGUGUCUAUUUCGACAGUAGAGGGGAGAGCGUUGGAUUCGGGGCAUUAUAUUCCGGAAGAACGGCCGGAGAAUAUUGUUGCGAGUGUUUUUGAGUUUUUUGUAUAG